Molecule: messenger RNA, 5583 nt
Organism: Drechmeria coniospora
Lineage: Eukaryota; Fungi; Ascomycota; Sordariomycetes; Hypocreales; Ophiocordycipitaceae
Product: fatty acid synthase subunit alpha
Exons: 3
Coding region: 1-5583 (1860 amino acids)
Biological process (GO): long-chain fatty acid biosynthetic process
Cellular component (GO): fatty acid synthase complex
Molecular function (GO): 3-oxoacyl-[acyl-carrier-protein] synthase activity; holo-[acyl-carrier-protein] synthase activity; 3-oxoacyl-[acyl-carrier-protein] reductase (NADPH) activity
Source: RefSeq, a predicted model, not a curated record
AUGCGUCCCGAAGUCGAGCAAGACCUCGCUCACACCCUGCUCGUCGAGCUUCUUGCAUACCAGUUUGCCUCCCCUGUCAGAUGGAUUGAAACCCAAGAUGUCUUCCUCGCCGAGAGGACCGCCGAGCGCAUCGUCGAAAUCGGCCCGGCAGAUACGCUCGGUGUGAUGGCUAAGCGCACUCUGGCCUCAAAGUACGAAGCGUAUGACGCCGCCAAAUCAGUCCAACGCCAAAUCCUAUGUUACAACAAGGACGCAAAGGAGAUUUACUACGAUGUUGAUCCGGUCGAGGACGAGCCCAAAGCCGCCGCUGAGUCUUCCGGCGAUGCUUCCGUGGCCACACCGGCGACAGGAGCUGUCCCUGCGGCCGCCCCAACAGCAGCUGCUCUUCCCCCUCCCAGCUCGGGUCCUGCGGCCCAGGUUCCUGAUGAGCCCGUUCUAGCUAUCGACAUUGUUCGGGCCCUGAUAGCGCAAAAGCUCAAGAAAGGACUCCUGGACGUUCCCCUCGGCAAGGCCAUCAAAGAUCUUGUUGGAGGCAAGUCCACUCUUCAGAACGAAAUUCUUGGUGAUCUCGGCAAGGAGUUUGGAUCCACUCCCGAAAAGCCGGAGGAUACUCCCCUCGAUGAACUCGGUGCCGCCAUGCAGGCAACAUUCAACGGCAACUUGGGCAAGCAGUCUCAGUCCCUUAUUGCCAGGUUGAUAUCCUCCAAGAUGCCGGGAGGCUUCAACAUCACAGCCGCUAGAAAAUAUCUGGAGACGAGAUGGGGUCUUGGCUCCGGCAGGCAAGACGGAGCGUUGCUUCUCUCCCUCACAAUGGAACCCGCAGCCCGUCUUGGCUCCGAGGCCGACGCAAAGGCCUUUCUGGACGAUGUCACUCAAAAGUACGCCGUUAACGCCGGAAUCAGUCUGUCCACCGCGUCAGCCGAUGGCGCGUCCGGUGGUUCUGGCGCCGGCAUGAUGAUGGAUCCUGCCGCCAUCGAUGCCCUCACCAAGGACCAACGGGCUCUGUUCAAGCAGCAACUGGAGCUUUUUGCGCGCUAUCUGAAGAUGGACCUACGCUCCGGCGACAAGGCCUUCAUCAACUCUCAAAAGUCGGAAAAGCUUCUGCAGACACAACUCGACUUGUGGACAGCCGAACAUGGCGACUUCUACGCUUCGGGCAUCGAGCCCGUCUUCAGCCCCCUCAAAGCUCGCACAUACGAUUCGUCGUGGAACUGGGCCCGACAGGAUGCCCUUAGCAUGUACUUCGACAUCAUCUUCGGCAGGCUGCAGGUCGUCGAUCGUGAGAUCGUCAGCCAGUGCAUCCGCCUCAUGAACCGAUCGAACCCCAAACUCCUCGACUUCAUGCAGUAUCACAUCGACAACUGCCCCACCGAACGUGGAGAGACCUAUAAGCUUGCCAAAGAGCUCAGCCAGCAGCUCAUCGAGAACUGUAAGGAUGUCUUGGAUGUGCCUCCCCACUACAAGGACGUGGCCAUUCCCACUGGUCCCCGCACCACCGUCGAUGCGCGGGGUAACUUGAACUACGAAGAAGUCCCCCGGGCCAGCUGCAGAAAGCUCGAGCAUUAUGUUCAGCAGAUGGCGGAGGGUGGCAAGAUUUCUGAAUAUGGCAACCGCACCAAGGUUCAGAGUGACCUGCAGCGCAUUUACAGGCUCAUCAAGCAGCAGCACAAGAUGUCCAAGACGUCCCAACUGGAGAUCAAGUCCUUGUACGGAGAUGUUUUGCGCUCUCUUGCCAUGAACCAGAGCCAGAUCAUUCCCAAGGAGAACGGGAAGAACAAGAAGACCAGCAUCAAAGCCUCCAGCAACAAGGGCAAGGUGGAGACGAUUCCUUUCUUGCAUCUCAAGCGCAAGACUCUGCACGGCUGGGACUACAGCAAAAAGCUUACUGCCGCUUACCUCAACUGCUUGGAAGAUGCCGCCAAGUCUGGCGUUACCUACCAGGGCAAGUUCGUGCUCAUGACUGGCGCCGGCGCCGGCUCGAUCGGCGCGGAAGUUUUGCAGGGCCUCAUCAGCGGCGGUGCCAAGGUAGUAGUUACCACCAGCCGAUUCUCGAGAGAGGUUACGGAGUACUACCAGUCCAUGUAUGCCCGCUAUGGCUCGCGCGGAUCUCAGAUUGUCGUCGUCCCCUUCAACCAGGGCAGCAAGCAAGACGUCGAAGGUUUGGUUGAUUAUAUUUACGAUACCAAAAAUGGUCUCGGUUGGGACUUGGACUUCAUUGUCCCGUUUGCCGCUAUUUCGGAGAAUGGCCGUCAGAUCGACAGCAUCGACUCGAGGUCCGAACUUGCUCACCGCAUCAUGCUCACCAACCUUAUCCGCCUCCUGGGAUGCGUCAAGAUGCAGAAGACUGAGAGGGGUUUCGAGACUCGGCCCGCCCAGGUUGUACUCCCCCUUUCUCCGAACCACGGUACCUUUGGCAGCGACGGUCUCUACUCCGAGUCCAAGCUCGCGCUUGAGACGCUCUUUAACCGGUGGUACUCGGAGAGUUGGGCCAACUACCUCACCGUCUGUGGUGCCGUCAUCGGUUGGACCCGUGGCACUGGUCUCAUGUCUGGCAACAACAUUGUUGCAGAAGGCGUCGAGGCGUUCGGUGUCCGCACUUUCUCGCAGCAGGAGAUGGCCUUUAACCUGCUGGGUCUCAUGUCACCCUCGAUUGUGGACCUCUGCCAGUCGGAACCAGUCUUUGCCGAUCUCAAUGGUGGCCUCCAGUUCAUCCCCAACCUGAACGAGGCAAUGACGAAACUCCGCAAGGAUAUUAUGGAAACAAGCGAGAUCCGCAAGGCCGUCGCCAAGGAGAGCGCCAUUGAAAACACCAUUGUCAACGGUGCCCAAUCGGAGGCUCUUUACAAGAAGAAGACGGUUGACCCACGCGCCAACAUUAAAUUCGACUUCCCCACGCGGCCAGAUUGGAAGACCGAGAUUGCCCCCCAUAAUGAAAAGCUGAAGGGUAUGGUGGACCUCGAAAAGGUCGUCGUCAUCACCGGUUUCGCGGAAGUCGGCCCUUGGGGCAACUCUCGUACCAGAUGGGAGAUGGAGGCAUAUGGCGAGUUCUCUCUUGAAGGUUGCGUCGAGAUGGCCUGGAUCAUGGGCCUCAUCAAGAACCACAAGGGCCCACUGAAGGGUAAGCCGUACUCCGGCUGGGUCGAUGCAAAGACUGGUGACCCAGUCGAGGAAAAAGACAUUAAGCAGAAGUAUGAGAAGUUCAUCCUGGAGCACUCGGGUAUUCGCCUAAUCGAGCCGGAGCUGUUUGACGGAUAUGACCCCAACAAGAAGCAGCUGCUUCACGAGGUCGUCAUUGAAGAAGACCUCGAGCCCUUUGAGGCUUCCAAGGAGACUGCUGAAGAGUUCCGACGCGAGCAUGGCGACAAGGUCGAGAUAUUCGAGAUUCCCGACAGCGGCGAGUACACCAUCCGCGUGAAGAAGGGUGCGUCGCUCUGGAUCCCCAAGGCUCUCCGCUUCGAUCGCCUCGUCGCAGGUCAGAUACCGACCGGCUGGGACGCCAAACGAUACGGCAUCCCGGAGGACAUCAUCUCGCAAGUCGACCCUGUCACUCUUUUCCUCUUGGUCUCUACUGCCGAGGCGCUCCUCUCCUGCGGCAUAACCGACCCUUACGAGUUCUACAAGUAUGUUCACGUCUCCGAAGUCGGCAACUGCGUCGGAUCCGGCAUGGGUGGCGCUGCUGCUCUCCGCGGGAUGCAUAAGGAUCGUUUCCUUGACAAACCUCUCCAAAAUGAUAUCCUCCAGGAGUCGUUCAUCAACACGAUGGCCGCUUGGGUGAACAUGCUGCUGAUCUCCUCGUCGGGACCCAUCAAGACACCUGUUGGUGCCUGCGCCACUGCGGUGGAGUCGGUGGACAUUGGGUAUGAAACCAUCAUGGAGGGCAAGGCUCGUGUUUGCUUCGUGGGUGGAUUUGAUGACUUUGGCGAAGAAGGCUCGUACGAGUUUGCCAACAUGAAGGCGACAAGCAAUACCGUUGAUGAGUUGGCACAUGGUCGAACCCCGAAGGAGAUGUCCCGCCCCACCACCACCACCAGGAACGGCUUCAUGGAGUCCCAGGGCUGUGGUAUUCAGGUUAUCAUGACGGCCAAGCUGGCCCUCGACAUGGGUGUUCCGAUCUACGGCAUCUUGGCUCUCACCACGACCGCAUCUGAUAAGAUUGGUCGUUCUGUUCCGGCCCCUGGUCAGGGUGUGCUCACGACGGCCCGCGAGCAUGCCGGCAAGUAUCCAUCGCCCCUGCUGAACAUCGAUUACCGCCGCCGCCAGAUUGAGAUUCGCAAGAGGCACAUCAAGCAAUGGCAGGAAUCCGAGCUGGAGUUUGUGCACGAAGAGAUUGAUGCAAUGAAGGCUCAGGGUACCUGUUUUGAUGAGAAGGAGUACGCCCACGACCGCAUCGCGCAUAUUGAAAAGGAAGCCGCUCGCCAAGAAAAGGAGCUCCUUCGAAGUAUGGGCAACAACUUUUGGAAGAGCGACACCAGCAUCGCUCCACUUCGUGGUGCCCUCGCCACCUGGGGUCUUACCAUCGACGAUCUUGGCGUUGCCUCCUUCCAUGGCACCUCUACCAAAGCGAACGAUAAGAACGAGUCAUCGGUUAUUUGCCAGCAGCUUCGCCAUCUCGGACGCAGCAAGGGCAACGCCGUGCUCGGAAUCUUCCAGAAGUACCUCACUGGUCAUCCAAAGGGUGCUGCGGGUGCUUGGAUGAUGAACGGCUGCCUGCAGGUUCUUAAUACCGGCUUGGUUCCUGGCAAUCGCAAUGCCGACAAUGUCGAUCCUAUCAUGGAACAGUACGACCUCAUCGUGUACCCCAGCCGCAGCAUCCAGACGGAUGGCAUCAAGGCCUUCUCCGUCACAUCCUUUGGCUUCGGACAAAAGGGUGCGCAGGCCAUUGGUAUCCACCCCAAAUAUCUGUACGCGACGCUCGACGAGCGAAGCUACGACGAAUACUGCGCCAAAGUGGAAGCACGGCAGAAGAAGGCCUACCGUUUCUUCCACAACGGUCUCAUCAACAACAGCCUCUUCGUGGCCAAGACAAACUCCCCGUAUUCCGACGAGCAGCUGAGCAGUGUGCUUCUGAACCCCGAUGCUCGCGUCUCCGAAACGGCGACAUCUGAGCUCAAAUAUUCUGCCAAUUUCAUGAAGCAGUCCGAGAAGAUUGUGCCGGCUUCCAGGGUCGGAGAGACUCAGAAGGUCAUGGAAGCGCUGGCUCACAAGGUGGCCAACAAGAACAGCAAGGUUGGCGUUGACAUCGAGCAUAUAUCGUCUGUCAAUAUUGACAACGACGUGUUCCUGGAGCGCAACUUUACGGCGGAGGAAAUCAAGUAUUGCCAAAAGGCCCCGAGCCCACAAAGCUCCUUCGCUGGCCGGUGGAGUGCGAAGGAGGCCGUUUUCAAGUCUCUCGGUGUUGCCAGCAAGGGUGCCGGCGCGGCGAUGAAGGACAUUGAAAUUCUGCGUGACGAAAACGGCGCACCUGCUGUCUCGCUCCAUGGCACAGCGGCUGCUGCUGCGAAGCAAGCUGGUGUGAAGAAUAUUACGCUGUCCAUCUCCCACUCCGACAGCCAGGCUGUCGCCGUGGCCGUUGCCACCUUUUAG